GUAUAUUAGGAAAAGAAAAGGCUAUAGAUUGGGAACUUGGAUAUGCAAUGACCAUUUAUAUCAGUCAGAGAAUAACACUUAAAGCUUCGCAACGCAUUUGGGUUAUUAAUAAAAAUUUAGCCUGGGACAAUCUAAUUUAUCUCGCAGUUGGUCAUGUAAAAUAUUUGAGCCAACUUAUUUGGAUUAAAGAUCUCUCAUUACCUCCUGAGAUUAAAGAUGCAAAAAAUAAAAAAGCUAUCAAACAUUUAUUAAGACCAUUUAUUUUUGAAAAACUUGUAGGAUAUAUGGAUCAAGAUAAGAAAAAAGGUCAUGAAUUUAACUUAUCUGUUGAUUAUAUCCUUGUAUUAAAAGAUUUGCAAAAAAAUAAAUGUGAAUUAUGCUUCAAUGAAAUGUUGUGGGAAUAG
This is a messenger RNA of Dentiscutata heterogama, 404 nucleotides long. The record is from the annotation of a GenBank genome assembly. Lineage: Eukaryota; Fungi; Glomeromycota; Glomeromycetes; Diversisporales; Gigasporaceae.